GUCCAAUUCAACUUGAGUUGAUGAAAUCUACAACCCAUAUUUCUAAAUCUAAUGAAAUCUACAACCCAUAUUUCUAAAUCUACAAGAAUAUAGGGAGUGUAGUGCUCCACGUUAAACGGGCAUGUUCACGCUCUCCCACGCGCCGCCGCGUCUCUCUUUCGCUGGAACUUUCCAGAAGAGUGGGGGCCUAGCCAAAUCUCCGUCCCGCCUCUUUCACAGCCUUUCCGUCGGAUCGCCGCCUCUCAAGGACUUGAGUGAUGAAGGGGAAGAUGGUAGAAUGCUCCCUUCUCUUGGAUACAAAUGGUGCUUGAUAAUCUCUUACGAUGGCACCCGUUUUUCAGGAUGGCAAUAUCAAACGUCAACCCCAACUGUACAAUGUUUACUGGAAGAGGCUCUAAUUCGAAUUACAAAAUUAGAACGUGAUCACCUCUGCGUUGUUGGUGCAGGCCGAACAGAUGCAGGAGUCCAUGCCUGGGGUCAGGUGGCACACUUCACCACACCUUUCAAUUAUGACUGCUUAGCCGGUGUUCACAAAGCACUAAAUGGUCUUCUCCCUCCCGAUAUCAGAAUCAGAGAGAUGAGAUCUGUCCCACCUGAAUUUCACGCGCGCUUUUCUGUUACAAGCAAGAUUUACAAUUACAGAAUUUACAACGACACCAUCAUGGAUCCAUUUCUGAGGCUCCAUGUGUACCACAGUACUUACAAACUCAAUCCUGCUGCCAUGAGGGAUGCUGCAAAGAAUUUUGUAGGGAAGCAUGACUUCUCUGCUUUUGCUAAUACUUCGCGCAAUGAUAGGAUACCAAAUCCGGUCAAGAAUAUCUUCCGCUUUGAUGUGAUUGAGACGGGACCUGUGUUGCACCUUGAAGUUGAAGGAACAGGUUUUCUAUACAGACAAGUUCGGAAUAUGGUCGCGUUGUUGCUUCAAGUCGGGAGAGAGGCCGUUCCACCUGACAUCGUCUCCAAUAUCUUGGCAUCUCGUGACAGGAAGGAGUUGGCCAAAUUUACCUUGGCAGUUCCUCCUCAUGGUUUGUGCCUUCAUGCUGUCAACUACAACGAGGAUCAACUUCAGCUUCCCUCGGGUUGCCCUGCAACGAGCCGGGGUAGGCACCAUACUAUAAGCAAAUGUAAGCUCCCAUACUAUUGAUCAACACAUUCUUGAAUUGAGGGAGUUAAUUGAUGCAUCAUGGAUUCUUGAAUAUGUGUAUAUGCAUAUUUGUGUGCUUUAUUUCUAAUUUGAUUUUAUACAAUGAUAAUGGUGUGAGAAAUUUUAUGAUUCAAUCGAGAAAUCGAUUUAUACACUACUAUUGAUCAAAA
Molecule: messenger RNA, 1314 nt
Organism: Salvia splendens (bonfire salvia)
Lineage: Eukaryota; Viridiplantae; Streptophyta; Magnoliopsida; Lamiales; Lamiaceae
Product: tRNA pseudouridine synthase A 1-like
Exons: 7
Coding region: 122-1144 (340 amino acids)
Biological process (GO): tRNA pseudouridine synthesis
Molecular function (GO): RNA binding; pseudouridine synthase activity
Source: RefSeq, a predicted model, not a curated record